UACAACUUCUAAUUAAUAAGAAAAAAAGUUGCACUUAUUUGAUAAAUUUCCAUUUUCAUUGCCUUCGAGUCUCGGAUCGGCGAUUGCCAUUUCUUUCUCAGGCUGCUCCGAGGAGUCGUAGACUCGCACACAGAGAGAGAGAGAGAGAGAGCGAUAGCGAUAGAGAGAGAGAUGAGCGGACACGACUCCAAGUACUUCUCCACCACCAAGAAGGGUGAAAUCCCUGAGCUCAAAGAAGAGCUUAAUUCUCAGUACAAGGAUAAGAGAAAAGAUGCAGUAAAAAAGGUAAUUGCUGCUAUGACUGUUGGGAAGGAUGUUUCAUCACUGUUCACAGAUGUUGUCAAUUGCAUGCAAACAGAGAAUUUGGAGCUCAAAAAGCUUGUUUAUCUAUAUCUCAUCAACUAUGCUAAAAGUCAACCCGAUCUAGCUAUACUUGCAGUAAAUACAUUUGUGAAGGAUUCACAAGAUCCAAAUCCGCUGAUUCGUGCUUUGGCUGUACGGACAAUGGGAUGCAUCCGUGUUGAUAAAAUUACAGAAUAUCUGUGCGAUCCUCUUCAGAGAUGUCUCAAGGAUGAUGAUCCCUAUGUUCGCAAGACGGCAGCUGUAUGUGUUGCUAAACUAUAUGACAUAAAUGCUGAGCUAGUAGAGGACAGGGGGUUUCUAGAAGCUCUUAAAGAUUUGAUAUCUGACAAUAAUCCAAUGGUUGUAGCAAAUGCUGUAGCAGCACUUGCAGAGAUUCAGGAGAACAGUAACAGACCUAUCUUUGAGAUCACGAGCCACACACUUUCAAAGCUCCUUACUGCUCUAAAUGAAUGCACAGAGUGGGGUCAAGUUUUCAUAUUGGAUGCACUGUCCAAGUACAAGGCAGAGGAUGCUCGUGAAGCUGAAAAUAUAGUGGAGCGAGUUACUCCAAGAUUACAGCAUGCAAAUUGUGCAGUAGUGCUUUCGGCUGUUAAGAUGAUCCUCCAACAAAUGGAACUCAUCACAAGUACCGAUGUGGUUCGAAAUCUUUGCAAGAAAAUGGCGCCUCCUCUUGUGACUUUACUUUCUGCUGAACCGGAGAUUCAGUAUGUUGCAUUGCGGAACAUCAACCUUAUUGUUCAAAGACGGCCUACAAUACUUGCCCAUGAAAUCAAGGUAUUUUUCUGCAAGUACAAUGAUCCAAUUUACGUGAAGAUGGAAAAGUUGGAGAUCAUGAUAAAGCUUUCUUCAGACCGGAAUAUAGACCAGGUUCUGUUGGAGUUCAAAGAGUAUGCUACAGAAGUAGAUGUAGAUUUUGUCAGAAAGGCUGUUCGUGCUAUUGGGCGAUGUGCCAUCAAGUUAGAGAGAGCAGCUGAACGGUGCAUUAGUGUUUUGCUUGAGCUGAUCAAGAUUAAAGUAAACUAUGUUGUUCAAGAAGCUAUUAUAGUUAUCAAAGAUAUUUUUAGGAGAUAUCCUAACACCUAUGAGUCCAUCAUUGCUACACUUUGUGAGAGCUUAGACACUCUAGAUGAGCCAGAGGCGAAGGCAUCAAUGAUAUGGAUAAUUGGUGAAUAUGCUGAAAGAAUUGACAAUGCUGAUGAGCUCCUAGAAAGCUUUCUGGAGAGUUUCCCUGAAGAACCUGCACAAGUCCAGUUGCAGUUGCUGACAGCAACAGUCAAACUUUUUCUGAAGAAGCCAACUGAGGGUCCACAGCAGAUGAUACAGGUCGUGUUAAAUAAUGCCACUGUGGAGACUGAUAAUCCAGAUUUACGUGAUCGUGCAUACAUUUAUUGGCGUCUUCUUUCAACUGAUCCCGAGGCAGCGAAGGAUGUGGUGUUAGCUGAGAAGCCUGUGAUCAGUGAUGAUUCAAACCUACUUGAUUCUUCUCUUCUUGAUGAGCUUCUUGCCAACAUAGCUACUUUGUCCUCCGUGUAUCACAAGCCCCCGGAUGCAUUUGUGACCCGCGUAAGGACUGCCCAGAAAACUGAAGAAGAUGACUAUCCUGAUGGGAGUGAAACAGCAUAUUCUGAUACACCUUCUCAUGCAGUUGAUAGUGGUGCAUCACCACCUGGUACUUCAAGUAAUGCUGCAAGGCAACCAGCCACUGGACCAGUUGUGCCUGCACCUCCUGCUGUGCCAGAUCUACUUGGUGACCUUAUAGGCCUGGAUAAUAGCAACAAUAGUAACAAUGCUAUUGUGUCUGUUGAUCAGCCUGCAGCACCUGCUGGCCCUCCUUUGCCGGUUCUAUUACCAGCGUCAACUGGUCAAGGCCUGCAAAUCAGUGCACAGCUGAUACGAAGAGAUGGUCAAAUAUUUUACAGCUUGUUGUUCGAGAACAACACACAGAUUCCCCUUGAUGGGUUUAUGAUCCAGUUCAACAAGAAUACAUUUGGCGUUGCUGCUGCUGGACCUCUUCAGGUCCCACAAUUGCAACCUGGGACAUCAGCAAGCACUCUCCUGCCUAUGGUGUUGUUCCAGAAUGUAGCUCCUGGUCCUCCAAACACACUUCUGCAGGUCGCUGUGAAAAAUAAUCAACAGCCUGUGUGGUACUUCAAUGAUAAAAUCUCAUUGCUGGUAUUCUUCACCGAGGAUGGGAGAAUGGAGCGUUCUACAUUUCUCGAGACAUGGAAGUCCUUGCCUGAUUCAAAUGAGGUGUUAAAGGACUUUCCUGGCAUUGUGGUGAACAGUGUGGAAUCAACCCUAGACCGGCUGGCCGCAUCAAACAUGUUCUUUGUUGCUAAACGUAAGAAUGCAAACCAGGACGUGCUGUAUCUCUCUUCUAAGAUCCCUCGGGGAGUCCCUUUCUUGAUUGAACUAACAGCAGUUAUUGGAAUCCCUGGGCUCAAGUGUGCAAUUAAAACUCCAAGCCCCGAAAUGGCUCCUUUUUUCUUUGAAGCCCUUGAAGCUCUACUCAAGAGUUGAUCACGUUUCCUCGGUGCUCUCUUUCUAUUUUACCUCCACUCUUUGUUUCUUGUUUUAUUUUUAUUUUCAUUUUUCCUCGAGUAAGAUUUUUUUGGGUGGGUUGGGAGUUUUGCGUUUGUACUGUAAAUUAUAGGUUACUGAUAUGGUGGUUGGUCUUUUCUGCUCCUACUCCUAGUCAUUUUAUACCAAUUCAACUCCUUCUCAUUGGAUUUUAAUUUGUUAGUAUUGAGUUUUUGUUACACUAUUAGACCUGACUGCAUCUAUUUUACCGAUCAAAUUGCUUCUCACAA
This is a messenger RNA of Cornus florida, 3173 nucleotides long. Its product is annotated as beta-adaptin-like protein B. Gene Ontology annotation, molecular function: clathrin binding. Gene Ontology annotation, cellular component: membrane coat; clathrin adaptor complex. Gene Ontology annotation, biological process: intracellular protein transport; vesicle-mediated transport. Bases 172 to 2883 code for a protein of 903 amino acids. The record is from RefSeq and is a predicted model, not a curated record. The transcript is spliced from 15 exons. NCBI's taxonomy places the organism in Eukaryota, Viridiplantae, Streptophyta, Magnoliopsida, Cornales, Cornaceae.